Molecule: messenger RNA, 2592 nt
Organism: Ostrea edulis (European flat oyster)
Lineage: Eukaryota; Metazoa; Mollusca; Bivalvia; Ostreida; Ostreidae
Product: sodium/potassium/calcium exchanger 5-like
Exons: 9
Coding region: 12-1679 (555 amino acids)
Biological process (GO): calcium ion transmembrane transport; intracellular calcium ion homeostasis
Cellular component (GO): membrane
Molecular function (GO): calcium channel activity; calcium, potassium:sodium antiporter activity
Source: RefSeq, a predicted model, not a curated record
UACCUCUUAGAAUGCAGACACAAUAUUUCAAUCGCAGACGACGAUACAUACGAUACACGUUUCUGGGCGUCCUGUACACAGCUUCUAUUCUACUCGGCAUCAGUUACGGGGCAUUCCUUUGGUUUCAGACAGGCAGUGUUGGGGGCUUGGAUGGGGUUACUAGAAUCAAGAGGGGAUCUAACUCAUCGACUGAGAUUCAAAACAACAACACAGAAGGCGAGGAUGACAGCAAUGAAACGUGCACGGAGCGAGCUAUAGAUGAAUUCCCGGGAAACUUUCUGACCCUGGAGCAGACCCAGGCGGGGGGCGUGGUCGUACACAUCCUACUGGUUCUAUACACACUGGGGGCGUUGUCCAUCGUGUGUGACGACUACUUCUGCGCAUCUCUAGAGGUCAUCUGUGCCGAGCUCCAUCUUAGAGAAGAUGUCGCUGGUGCAACGUUCAUGGCCGCCGGAAGUUCAGCCUCGGAGUUUUUUACGACAGUUAUAGGCGUUUUCAUUGCGGAGAGUGACGUAGGAGUGGGAACAAUCGUCGGAACAGCCGUUUUCAACGUUUUGUUUGUAGUUGCAAUCUGUGGCCUCUUUACCGGAAUGGUUGUACAUCUAACAUGGUAUCCCGUGUUACGUGAUUGUAUUGCCUACAGUGUUUCUGUGAUAGCUCUCAUCAUCGCCAUGUAUGACAACCAGAUUUACUGGUAUGAGAGUCUGCUGUUGUCUCUGAUGUACGUUCUGUAUAUCGUGAUGAUGGUCUUCAACUCCAGAUUAGAGAACACUUUCUACAGAAUACUAAACAAAAUCACCAAGGGAAACUUAGAACAGGAUCAAACAAAGCACCCCGGCGCGGGAGACAGUCAGAUCGAACUAACAUCUGUAAAACAGAGAUACAUACAGACUGGCGUGAGUAAUUCGAUUGCUGAGCAGUCAGGACAGAAAGAUGUGGAAUCCGAGAAAACGAAAAUAGAGACUGAAAUAGAGAAAGUGAAACAAGAGAGUAAUGAUGAUACGGUUGUCGACAGCCCUGGCCAUCAGAAAGCAAAAGAACAGGAAUCCCCGUGGGAUGUCCCGGACUCGUGGAUCUUACGCGUGUUUUGGGUGAUGAUGCUUCCAAUGAUUUUCAUGUUCUACGUCACAAUACCAGACUGCAGACGACCAGGGAAAUGGCGUAAGACCUAUCCCCUCACCUUUCUGAUCUCAAUCACGUGGUUAGGCGUCAUUUCCUACGUGUUAGUGUGGAUGGCGACGGUAGCGGGUGAUGCUAUAGACCUCCCCGAGUCGGUGAUGGGCCUAACAGUGUUAGCUGCAGGGGAAAGUAUUCAGGAUUGUUUGGCCAGCCUAUAUGUCGCGAGAGAUGGUUUCGGAGAUAUGGCAAUAGCUAAUACCAUUGGAAGCAAUGUUUUUGACGUGUUGAUGUGUUUGGGGUUACCAUGGUUACUGAAGUCCGCCAUUUCUAGUGGAGCCGCUGUGGAAAUAAAAAGUCGGGGUUUAAUUUACUCCACCAUCACCGUCCUGGGAAGUGUUAUGUUACUCAUCGUUGCUAUAGUGAUAGCCAGAUGUCGGCUGGACAAAAAGCUUGGCGCCAUUUGCAUGAUGAUGUUUUUGCUUGUCAUUACACUGUCCUGUUUAUACGAAACUAAUACAAUUGGUGAUUUUGGUGUCGUCAACUACUGCGCCAGGGAGUAGUCUCUUCACGUGAAUUACGAUUGUCUGUGACGUCAAUUAUAUUAACUCAUUCAGAAAAAAGAAUCAAUGAUUACAAUGUGACAUUAGACAAUAUCCAUUGUUGAUACUCGCGACGCACAUUAACUGAUUUCGUAUUGGAAAUAAUGUAGUGAAGCUACGUCAAGAUUAAUUUAUAAACGGUAAUAUAAACUAGAUUUUUUUGAUGAGGGUUUUGUUUGCUGUAAAUAUGCGGUGUCAUUUUAUUUUUUACAAAAGACAUGCUAUGAAAUAUGCCGGCGUGAAGUGUCGAAGUUCUUAUCCUCAUGCUUUUUCAAAACUGUUAAUUUCGUAAAUAUCUUUCAACAUUAUCAAAUACAAAUACUUGCGGCAUUGCCAAACAAACCAAACAAAAAAACAAAACAAAAACUGAACAACAAACAAACAAAAUGUUCUACUUAACGUAACUGCCUAUUGCAUUAUAUCUUGCUUGUCAUAAACUACAAUGUAUUGGAAACGAAAUGAUUUUUACUCAUUUUAUACGGUAUAGAAGAGAUUGAGAAGUUUACGCAUUACAAACUGCAAAGCGGUUUAUAGAUAAAACAGCAUAUGGAAACUGCGCCAACUUAUUUUAUAUCGUAUAAAAUUAGUAAAAUUUGGAAAAACAGAUUUGAUUCAAUUUGAUGAACAGUAUCAUAAAACAAAAAUAUUAAUAUUUUAUGACGCGGAGCAAUAUUGUCUUAGCAACGAAGUGGAAGGGAGGAGCCAAAUGCAUUGUGACGUCAAUCCUAGAAUGUCAUAUGGUGUGGCAUGACUGCAGCUUUGUUUAUACAAUAAAGAGUGUUGAUAAAGCCAAAUAAAGCAAUCAGAUAUCAGAUAACGCUGUUGUUUUCAUGUGUCGAGCAUUUUUUUUUUCAUUGGCAGACAUGGAUGGCGA